Molecule: messenger RNA, 2108 nt
Organism: Anolis sagrei ordinatus
Lineage: Eukaryota; Metazoa; Chordata; Lepidosauria; Squamata; Anolidae
Gene: ATP6V0D1
Product: ATPase H+ transporting V0 subunit d1
Biological process (GO): vacuolar acidification; vacuolar transport; proton transmembrane transport
Cellular component (GO): proton-transporting V-type ATPase, V0 domain; early endosome; plasma membrane proton-transporting V-type ATPase complex
Molecular function (GO): proton-transporting ATPase activity, rotational mechanism
Source: RefSeq, a predicted model, not a curated record
AAGAAGGGUUCCUGGUUGUCAGGUGACGGGCUGGUCACGUGCCCCCGCCGCCGCCGCUUCUUUCCCCGAGACGCCGCCGCCGCCGCCGCCGCCGCCUGUUUCUGGCUCCCUCUCUCUCUGGGUUCCCUCAGUCUCUCCUUCCCUCCUUCCCCUUGUGGCGCCACCACCAUGCUGCUGUCGUGCCUGCCGGAGCUGUACUUCAACGUGGACGGCGGGUACCUGGAGGGGCUGGUGCGGGGCUUCAAGGCCGGCGUGCUCUCCCAGGCGGACUACCUCAACCUCGUCCAGUGCGAGAGCCUCGAAGACCUGAAGCUGCACCUCCAGAGCACCGACUAUGGGAACUUCCUGGCCAACGAGGCCUCUCCGCUCACCGUCUCCGUCAUCGACGACAAGCUGAAGGAGAAGAUGGUGGUGGAGUUCCGCCACAUGAGGAACCACGCCUACGAGCCCCUGGCCAGCUUCCUGGACUUCAUCACGUACAGCUACAUGAUUGACAACGUCAUCCUCCUGAUCACGGGGACCCUCCACCAGCGCUCCAUCGCGGAGCUGGUGCCCAAGUGCCACCCGCUGGGCAGCUUUGAGCAGAUGGAGGCCGUCAACAUCGCCCAGACGCCGGCCGAGCUCUACAACGCCAUCCUGGUGGACACCCCUCUCGCCGCCUUCUUCCAAGACUGCAUCUCUGAGCAAGACCUGGACGAGAUGAACAUUGAGAUCAUCCGGAACACGCUGUACAAGGCCUACCUGGAGUCCUUCUACAAGUUCUGCAAGGCCCUGGGGGGCACCACGGCGGACGCCAUGUGCCCCAUCCUGGAGUUUGAGGCGGACCGGAGGGCCUUCAUCAUCACCAUCAACUCCUUUGGGACGGAGCUGUCCAAGGAGGACCGGGCCAAGCUCUUUCCGCACUGCGGGAAGCUCUACCCGGAGGGACUGGCCCAGCUGGCCCGGGCAGACGACUACGAGCAGGUCAAGGCCGUGGCCGACUAUUACCCGGAAUACAAGCUGCUCUUUGAGGGGGCCGGGAGCAACCCUGGAGACAAGACCCUGGAGGACCGCUUCUUUGAGCACGAGGUGAAGCUAAACAAGCUGGCCUUCCUGAACCAGUUCCACUUUGGCGUCUUCUACGCCUUCGUGAAGCUGAAGGAGCAGGAGUGCCGCAACAUCGUCUGGAUCGCCGAGUGCAUCGCCCAGCGCCACCGGGCCAAGAUCGACAACUACAUCCCCAUCUUCUGAGCCCCGGAUCUCCUUGCCUGCACUCUUCCCCCCCCCCCCCCGACCCCGAACCCCUUUAUUGCUCUCCCUUCAGACUCGUAACGUGUUCACUGUGCGUGUGCUCCGUGUAGGUCGGACUCAGUUGUUCAGUAUUCCUCAGAGUCGGGGCGAUGGACGAAGGAGGCCCCGCCGGGGGGGGGGGGGGUUGAUGGCAAGGGUCCCCAUGCAGCCCAGGCACCACCCUUGAAAUAAUGCUGCCUGAGGACUUGGGGGGGGGAUUCGUCUUGUGGCAUGCAGAGGAUUGCGUGAGGGAGGACCAAACUUAAACUGGUUUGACACUGGUUUGCCUCUUCUGCAUCUGGAAUAAGGGGAGGGGGUGCAUUGGGGGGGUCCUUCUGUGCUGCAGAGCUGGGUUGAACCCCCCCCCCCCACCCCCAAUAUUGUCCCUACUUGCUUCUUAUGGCCUCCCUCCUUGGUUUGCUUCUUCUGCAUCUGGAAUAAGGGGAGGGGGUGCAUUGGGGGGGUCCUUCUGUGCUGCAGAGCUGGGUUGAACCCCCCCCCCCCACCCCCAAUAUUGUCCCUACUUGCUUCUUAUGGCCUCCCUCCUUGGUUUGCUUCUUCUGCAUCUGGAAUAAGGGGAGGGGGUGCAUUGGGGGGGUCCUUCUGUGCUGCAGAGCUGGGUCGAACCCCCCACCCCCAAUAUUGUCCCUUCUUACUUCUUGUGCAGAGGAGAGGCCUUCCUUCCGUGGCUCUCAAGCCCCACAACAUCCCCACCUGCCCCUUUCUCCUCCUCCAAUGGGAGUGGGGGGCACUUCCGGUCCUGAGGAGACCCCCCCCCCAAGUGUUUCCUUUGCUGUUCAUCUUCCUUUUGAGCCGUGAUAAUAAACCAUCGACCGAAA